Molecule: messenger RNA, 1181 nt
Organism: Rhinolophus ferrumequinum (greater horseshoe bat)
Lineage: Eukaryota; Metazoa; Chordata; Mammalia; Chiroptera; Rhinolophidae
Gene: PPP2CB
Product: protein phosphatase 2 catalytic subunit beta
Exons: 7
Coding region: 141-1070 (309 amino acids)
Biological process (GO): peptidyl-serine dephosphorylation; mitotic cell cycle
Cellular component (GO): cytosol
Molecular function (GO): protein serine/threonine phosphatase activity
Source: RefSeq, a predicted model, not a curated record
GCCGGCGGCCGCGCUCCCCGGCUCCUUCUCCCGCUGGGAGCUGGCGGCGGCGGCGGCGGGAGAGGGGAGCGGCGCCCGGGGCGGGCGAGGGUGGGGCGGGGAGGGGGGAGGGCAGCGGCGGGGCCGGGGAUCCGGCAGCCAUGGACGACAAGGCAUUCACCAAGGAGCUGGACCAGUGGGUCGAGCAGCUGAACGAGUGUAAACAGCUGAACGAGAACCAAGUGCGGACGCUCUGCGAAAAGGCUAAGGAAAUUUUAACAAAAGAAUCAAAUGUGCAAGAGGUUCGUUGUCCUGUCACCGUCUGUGGAGAUGUGCACGGACAAUUCCAUGAUCUUAUGGAACUCUUUAGAAUUGGAGGAAAAUCACCAGACACAAACUAUCUAUUCAUGGGCGACUACGUAGACAGAGGUUAUUAUUCAGUGGAGACUGUGACUCUUCUUGUGGCAUUAAAGGUGCGUUAUCCAGAACGCAUUACAAUACUGAGAGGAAACCACGAAAGCCGACAAAUUACCCAAGUAUAUGGCUUUUAUGAUGAAUGUCUACGAAAGUAUGGAAAUGCCAAUGUUUGGAAAUAUUUUACAGAUCUAUUUGAUUAUCUUCCACUUACAGCUUUAGUAGAUGGACAGAUAUUCUGCCUCCACGGUGGCCUCUCUCCAUCCAUAGAUACACUGGAUCACAUAAGAGCCCUGGAUCGUUUACAAGAAGUUCCACAUGAGGGCCCCAUGUGCGAUCUGUUAUGGUCAGAUCCAGAUGACCGUGGUGGGUGGGGAAUUUCACCUCGCGGCGCUGGCUACACAUUUGGACAAGACAUUUCGGAAACAUUUAACCAUGCCAAUGGUCUCACACUGGUUUCCCGUGCCCACCAACUUGUAAUGGAGGGGUACAAUUGGUGUCAUGAUCGGAAUGUGGUGACCAUUUUCAGUGCACCCAAUUACUGUUACCGUUGUGGCAACCAGGCUGCUAUCAUGGAAUUAGAUGAUACUUUAAAAUAUUCCUUCCUUCAGUUUGACCCAGCACCUCGUCGUGGAGAGCCUCAUGUUACCCGGCGCACCCCAGAUUACUUCCUGUAAAUUCUUCCCGGGGGAAAAACCCUGCCUUUCUUUGUGGAAGUAUACCUGGCUUCUUUUUAAAUAUAUAUAUAUUACACACACACACACACACACACACACACACACACAAAA